UGCAAGAUUUUUCCUUGCAUAAAUUAUGUUCAUGACGUAGUGCAAAAGGCAUAUUUUGAGCUAAUUUUUUCCGACUUUGCCGCUCCAGUAGGAUUUUGUGAGACGCCUCAAGGAUUUUGGAAUGCCUGAAGUGUUUCAGAAGGGGCUUCGUCAUUAAAUAUUAAGAGAGAGAGGAGAUCCUAACAUUGCAAGCCUUCUUAUCAAUGCAAAUAGCUCUUUUGUGUGCAGUCACAGCGCCUGUCUGGGAGCUGAGGUGAAUUUUUAAUUAUGUGUGAGCGAAACAAACUGUGACAAGGACCUUCAUAAAAGCGGGGGAGUCCAACAAAUAAGCUGCAUUUCGGCGAAUGCUAGGAAGACGGUGAGUGUGGUGCUGCAGCCAGUCAUGAACUCCCAGGACCACUCUGCCAAAGAUGCCCCACUUACUGUCAACGAACAGCCAUUCAGUGUCUGACAACAGAAGUCUUUUUUCAGCCAUUUAAAUCCUGCACUUUGAAAUUCCCUGCCAAAGACAACCAGGUCAUUGUGAUGUCCGGCCGUGAGACUAUUCGGGUGUUGGAGGUAGAGGUCGAUGUGUCUCUGCCAUCAUCAGUACCUGAUAGAAAGGAAGAUGUCAAAGCUGAGGUGGAUUCGGCUCUGCCUCCAGAACAACCUGAGGCCAGCAGCGUGCGGGGAAGCACUUCUGUGUCCCAGAGUACUGGAGGAUCAGUGCUGGAUGAGCAGCAGGUGUCUGCAGAGGCUCCGGCUCCUGCUGUCCAAACGCUGACCCCCGCUGUUCCCAUCACCGUCUCCUUGCCACAACCUCAUGCCUCUUUGCCCAUCACUGUACAAGGAUGUCCACAGCUGCUGACCCAAGAAAACUUGGCCACUCUGAUGACUGGUAUGAUAGCUCAGACGGGGUCUCUUGGCCAGCCCCUGCUCAUACCCCUUAGCAUGGCAGGAUCUAUUGGUGGUCAGGGGGGUCUGGCAGUUCUCACCUUCCCUACAACUAAUGUAGCCACUCUCCCUGGACUUGCCACAGCUAACCCAGCUGGAAACCUUCUCAAGCUGCCCUUUGCUGGCCUUCAAGCUGCAACCAUCCUGAACUCUGUCCAGCCCCAGCUGCAGACUAAUGCACAGUCUGUGUUCCAGCCUCAGGCUGCAUCCAUACAGCCAGUGCAGGCCGCUGUGCAGCAGGUGAUGUCUCAGCCACCGCUGGCGACCAGUGCGCAGGUGACUCCGGGUCAGGUGGCAGCAGCCCAGAUGACAUCAGCCAGCAGCACUGUGUCUCAGUCUAACAUUCCGUUAGCAGCUCUUCAGACUGCAGGACUCUCCAUCAAUCCUGCCAUUAUCAGUGCCGCAUCACUUGGAGCACAGCCUCAGUUUCUCAGUUCCCUCACUCCCACUCCCAUCAUCACCGGUGCCAUGUCCGGUAUGGCUGGCAUUACCAGCCAGAUUAUCACAAAUGCCCAGGGACAGGUCAUAGGGACCCUUCCAUUGUUUGUGAACCCUGCCUCACUGGCUGGAGGGACUGCUGCUUCCACCCUCCCCCUGCAGGGGGUCCAGGUCCAAACAGUUACGCCACAGUUGCUUUUUAACUCCCAGGGCCAGAUCAUUGCCACAGUGGGGAAUGGAUCUAAUGCAGUCGCAACAUCUGCUGCAGUUUUACCCAAAGCCGUUGCCCCUCCAACCCUUUCUAAACCUAUCACUCAGGCUUCGGUAACGACUGUCACCCAGUCACCAGUUGUAAUCGCUCCACAGCCGUCUGUCCUGAAGACCUCCACCACACUCUCCACCACUGUACCCAUCACCUGUGGAGACAUUGCAAAAGUUGGCCAGCUUAUCAAUAAACCUCAGCAAAUUGUUAGCAAUGAGGACGGCAUUAAUCUGGAGGAAAUUAGAGAAUUUGCCAAGAAUUUCAAGAUCCGUCGCCUGUCCUUGGGGCUUACGCAGACACAAGUAGGGCAGGCUCUGACUGCAACUGAAGGCCCAGCAUACAGCCAGUCUGCCAUUUGCAGGUUUGAAAAGCUGGACAUCACACCAAAGAGCGCACAGAAGCUAAAGCCCGUGUUGGAAAAGUGGUUGGCUGAAGCUGAGCACUGGAAUCAGAAAGGCCAGCAGAAUCUCAUGGAGUUUGUUGGCGGAGAGCCAUCCAAGAAGCGCAAGCGGCGCACCAGUUUCACGCCGCAGGCAAUCGAAGUCCUGAACUCCUACUUUGAGAAGAAUGCCCUGCCCACAGGCCAAGAGAUUACAGAAAUUGCAAGAGAGCUAAACUAUGACCGGGAAGUUGUGCGAGUAUGGUUCUGCAACCGCCGACAGACACUGAAAAACACAAGCAAGAUCAAUGUCUUCCAGGUUCAGCAGUGAUGUCUUACUGGGAGGGUUUAGUCAUGAUCAUUUAGCUUUUUGAAAGCUGAAACUAUAAUACU
Thalassophryne amazonica is the source of this 2405-nucleotide messenger RNA. It is a transcript of the gene pou6f1, whose product is annotated as POU class 6 homeobox 1. The transcript has 12 exons. The record is from RefSeq and is a predicted model, not a curated record. Gene Ontology annotation, biological process: regulation of transcription by RNA polymerase II. The coding region runs from base 526 to 2343 and encodes 605 amino acids. Gene Ontology annotation, molecular function: RNA polymerase II cis-regulatory region sequence-specific DNA binding; DNA-binding transcription factor activity, RNA polymerase II-specific. NCBI's taxonomy places the organism in Eukaryota, Metazoa, Chordata, Actinopteri, Batrachoidiformes, Batrachoididae.